Hippocampus comes (tiger tail seahorse) is the source of this 350-nucleotide messenger RNA. Its product is annotated as inactive carboxypeptidase-like protein X2. The transcript is spliced from 3 exons. The annotation marks the transcript as partial. Lineage: Eukaryota; Metazoa; Chordata; Actinopteri; Syngnathiformes; Syngnathidae. Gene Ontology annotation, molecular function: signaling receptor activity. The record is from RefSeq and is a predicted model, not a curated record. Gene Ontology annotation, cellular component: plasma membrane.
UGAAACGCUCGGUGUUGUUGAACAGGAGCGACUGGGUGACGUCCUACAAAGUCAUGGUGAGCAACGACAGUCACACGUGGGUGACGGUGAAGAACGGCACGGAGGACACGAUCUUCAGAGGAAACCGAGAAAAGGAGAUCCCGGUGCGCAACAUUUUCCCCGCUCCGCUGGUGGCUCGCUACAUCCGAGUCAACCCUCAGUCGUGGUUCAACAAAGGCAGCGUCUGCAUGAGGGCCGAGAUACUCGGAUGCCCCUUGCCAGACCCAAAUAAUUAUUACCGCCGGCGCAACGAGGUCAUAACCACCGACGAGUUGGACUUCACGCUUCACAGUUACAAGGAGAUGAGGCAG